Molecule: messenger RNA, 3548 nt
Organism: Styela clava
Lineage: Eukaryota; Metazoa; Chordata; Ascidiacea; Stolidobranchia; Styelidae
Product: protocadherin alpha-4-like
Biological process (GO): homophilic cell-cell adhesion
Cellular component (GO): plasma membrane
Molecular function (GO): calcium ion binding
Source: RefSeq, a predicted model, not a curated record
AUUUAAACACUGUUCAACGUGUAGCAUAAUUUAUUUAGCGUUUGUCCAGGCGACAGCCACCAUGGUGGACUUGUUACGCAGUGUAGUUUUAUUAUUUUGUAUUUUGGAACAUGGAAAUGCAGCUCCACGACGAGUGAAAUCAACUGUACACAUUCAAGAAAGUAUAAGCAAAGGUGAAAUCGUGGUUGAAGUUUCGCAACUCAUUACUGGGAGCAGGAAUAGCCAUUCACGGACCUACAAAUUAAUUUCACAAAAGGUUCACGCAAUUUCAAAUGGUUUCGAAACUGAUCUAAAAAUCAAAGAGAAAUUUCUGGAGAUUGAACGAAAUACGGGUACAGUCAAACUAGCCAAAGUCUUCGAUAGAGAUGAAAUUUGCUCUGGUGUCCAAACAUGCAUAAUCAAAGCUCAGAUCGCGGUUCUACCACACGCCGCAUUCAAGUUGGUUGAAUUGGAUAUCGUUAUUGAUGACGUAAACGACAACAAACCUACGUUUCCAGUAGCAACGCUCCAGUUGAAUGUUUCUGAAAGUUCUGCAAUUGGUGACGUCAUAAACCUUGACGCGUACCAAGCUAAAGACUACGAUUUCGGCCGAAAUUCUCAUCUUCGAUAUACUACGACACAAAACAAACAAUUCAAUUUGAAAUUUUUUGUGGACGAUAAAAAUUCUUCUCAUCUUCGCCUGUAUGUUAUUGACGAGCUUGAUCACGAAACUGCUCCUGAAAUUAAAUUAGACGUCUGGGCCAGAGAUGCGGGCGCUCCUUCAUUGGCAGGGCAGAUGCGCUUGGUGAUUAAUAUAAUUGAUGUGAAUGAUAAUCAACCAAUAUUUGAGGAGGAGGAGUAUAUUAUUUCCAUCGAAGAAAACGCACCUCGUGGCACCACAAUUGCUAUGUUAAAAGCUCAUGAUCCAGACAGCGGUCUUUACGGCCACAUUCGUUAUUUUAUAUCCACGAGAAACAGCAAACUAGUUCAAAAAUUAGCCAGAAUUGAUGAAAACCGGGGAACAGUGUGGAUCAGAGAGUCCCUUGACAGGGAGAAGCAUAACGGACUUCGUGUACUAAUCGAAGCAAGAGAUUCUGAUCCCGAAAAUCCCAAAACUGGUGAGACAUGGUUAACGAUCAACGUUAAAGACAUCAACGAUAACUCGCCGGUUAUUACGGCCGAUUACAUAUCACAAUCGGACGAAGAUACUGUCUAUGUUUCCGAAUCCACUGGGAACGGGAGUUAUAUCGCUAAGAUAUCAGUAAGCGAUUCUGAUCACGGCAAGAAUGGAAAACUUGAAGUAUCUCUUACAACGCUUCGAGCGAACUCAAAAAGAAACAAAAAUGACAAAGACCAGAAUGACCGACAUUUUGCUCUCACAGAGGAUGGGUUUUUGGAAACUCGAGAAAUUUUUGACAGAGAGACUUGUAGUCAGUAUCGAAUAUUUAUCAGAGCUUGCGAUCAAGGUACCCCACAAAGGUGUUCUAAUAAAGAAAUCACUGUCGUUAUUUUGGACGUAAAUGAAUACGCGCCAAACAUAGCAACGCCACUUAAAACUGUAACGAUGCGUGAAGAUGCUUAUGUGGGAACAACAGUGGCCAAAAUUAUUGCCAACGACGGAGAUAGUGCAAACGGAUUUGCACUCACACGUAACAAGACCGACCAUAUUGUAAAAUCUCGUAACGGUGACGUAACAUUUUCGAUCACGCGUGGGAACGCAGGAGUUUUCAGCAUUGACAAAGGAACAGGACUUAUUCGAUUGAUUUCACCACUAGACCGGGAAAAAAGAUCGGAAUGGAAGCUCACGGUAUCCGCGAGAGACGGAGGAUCGCCAUUUCUGGAAAGUUUUUCGACAGUUAUCGUCAAAGUUACUGAUGUUAAUGACAAUGCACCGAUAUUCGUCAACCCAGGAGUAAAUAAUUCUUUAAUAUAUGCGGAUAUUUCAACCAAUGAAGUCAUAACUACGAUUAAGGCCAGAGAUGUUGAUCACGACAAGAACGGAAAAGUGUCUUAUUACAUCAUUCCCAAACUGACGUCAUCGGAAAAGAAGUCAUAUUUAAAUAACACCAAUUCAUAUUUUAUUUUGAAUCCGGUCAGUGGUGAUCUUCGCCUUAAUUUCAGCAAGCCGAAUGUCACAAAUGCAAUUGGAGUGCACAGUAUCAUAAUAAAGGCUAAAGAUUCCGGCCCUGUACCUCAAGAAACAAACAUUCUUCUUAGAAUUGCAGUGGGAGAGUAUGGUAACAGUAACAGGAGAAAUAUGGAGGUCUCGUCCGCGUCAGUUAAUUUCCUGGUCCUUGCUAUUUCACUGGGCUGUGCAGCAGCGUUUUUGGUGUUUUUAAUCAUUGGAGUCGUCGUUAAAUGCCGGAGAAUGAACAGGGAAAUCAACAGCAUGAACAAAGCAGGAUUGAGCAGGCAAAAUUCACAAGACAAAUUUGCAAAACCUGAAAUCCGACUCUCCGUCAAAUCUCUUAAUAAAAAUAGUACAACAGAAAUGAAUAACGUAAAAGGUGAAAAGGGAGAAUAUCAAUUAACCAAGUCAGAGAGCUUUCAGGAAAGCAGUGAACCGAAGCAAAUACUUCCGGAACAUCUUAAGAGUUCAACCAAUAUCCACCACACUCACAAUUUGACAGUGCCAUCAUUAGACGUCGGUGGCGGUAGAGCUUCAUCAGCGUGUGACAGUGACAGCGGCAAAGGCGAAAGCGAUGUGGAAGCAGCGAGUCUCUUAGUCAAUGAAUCAAGAGCCUACCAUCAAAGAAAAGAGUUGGGAGCUCAAUGUACCGAGACAUGCAGAAUAUAUGGACACAGUGAUGAGUGCUGGAUGCCAACAAAAAAUGAGAUCGGAGGUAGAUUUCAAAAUCCAUCGAACGGUGCGAUAUCUUACGAUUGGGACAAGUUGAGAUCCAGGUGCUACAGUCCUGAUAGAGAAGCCCCGAGUAGGAAGAACAGUAGCAGAUGUUCUUAUGCUUCUACGUCAAAUACUGACAAUGGCUCUUUUGCACCGUCCGAGGCAACGUCUCAUCACAGUGUGUACGACGCAGUCCAAGAAGACGACAACAGACGAGCGUGCUAUCGAUUACGACAUCACGGCCUAAGACACGGACAUAGGCCACGACAAACGGAUUUUGAUGCUCAUCUAGCGCCAUUGCCCCAACCAUAUCCCACAUUACCCUCUAAUUACAACACAAACACAACUACAGCUCAACUAUGUUCCACAUAUCGACAACUAGAUGCUGUGUACGAGGUGAACUAUUCAUCAAAAGACUCGUAUGUACAUCAGGCACCCGUUUUGGCUCGCGGUGAAACGCAGUACAACACAAGACGCGUUCCUCGUCCAUGUGACUUGAAUGUUAUUCCCUUGUCAAAAAGCUCACUCAGUAAUUUAUCUCAUUUAUCUUCAAGACAUUCUAGCCCAACUCGGCAGCCGACUGAAAUGAAAGUUUCUAUGCAAGAGGCCCGAGAAAUUUUGGACGGAAUAGAGAGUUUACUCGUAUGAGUUAUUUAAAUUUUUAUAUUAUUUUUCUUCCUUUUAUGUUUCAACAAUAAAUUCAACUAUAGUUUCAUGAAAGAUA